AUGAGACUUUUCAUUUUAUUCUUCUUCAUAUUUUUCAUCAAAUUUUCACAUCAACAAAUUGGAUCUCAAAAAUGUGCAACUGAUUAUAAUUGUCCAAGAAUGGAGACUUGUUUGAUAACUGGAAAUCAAUUGAUUGGUAGAUGCACUUUGGUUUGUGCAAAUGAUGAUAAAGAUUGUCCAGAUGAAUAUUAUUGUAAUAUCGAACAUAAUCCGAGUUAUUGUAAAUUGAAAUCUUCCAAAAAUUGA
Caenorhabditis angaria is the source of this 246-nucleotide messenger RNA. NCBI's taxonomy places the organism in Eukaryota, Metazoa, Nematoda, Chromadorea, Rhabditida, Rhabditidae. The record is from the annotation of a GenBank genome assembly.